Messenger RNA from Pseudovirgaria hyperparasitica, 1083 nucleotides. RefSeq lists its product as uncharacterized. NCBI's taxonomy places the organism in Eukaryota, Fungi, Ascomycota, Dothideomycetes, Acrospermales, Acrospermaceae. Gene Ontology annotation, cellular component: cytoplasm; nucleus. Gene Ontology annotation, molecular function: ribonucleoside-diphosphate reductase inhibitor activity. The coding region runs from base 87 to 935 and encodes 282 amino acids. The transcript has a single exon. The record is from RefSeq and is a predicted model, not a curated record.
UCCACUCCAUUCAGGUUGCCUUCUCUGUUUCUGCCAUCGAAAUUCUGCUUCCCAUCUUGCUGCGAACGCUACUAUUCGUCAACACAAUGCCUUCUUCGACGCCGUCCUCGCAUCGACAAAAGCGAGCAUUUCUUCCUUCGAAUCAAACUUCUCUCGACACGUUCUUCCGCAAUGCCCCCUCAUCAGAGUCAUCGUCGCCUGGCCAGGUGGUAUCCGACCGUGAAGGGCUCGCCCCAGCCCUCCCAGCCUCCAUCCAGUCCAAUCUUCUCACCGUUGGCAUGAGAGUGCGCAAAUCCGUCCCAGAAGGCUACAAAACACAUAAGCUCGGCUUUCAUGACGUCCGUUCGACCGACGUAAGACUUCCAGAUGCCCCAAGCACGGUCAGUGCCGCGCGACCUGCGGAAUUACAGCCAUAUUGUGGCUUGCUCAACGUUGGUGGAUACGGCCCGCAGGAGCGAACGUACAGCACAUCGGGACUCGGCAGCGACUAUAUUCCCGUAGACGCAAGCGGAGUAAAUUUGCAAUCGGCCGACCCUCUUGACUUUCCGUUCUCCUCGCAAGAGUCCAAUAUAUCAUCAGCCAGUAAUCUUUCCACGGAUAGCAUGCCGGCGCGCAACCCAAUCCUCCAGCCCUCUUUCUCAAAUGCGAACGCAAACAUGAACACCACGAAGCGCUCGUCAAAACGCGCGUUGCAAGUAGAUGACGACGAGGAUCUCGGACUACCCUUCCCUCAGCCGCAAACACACUCGUCACGAGCAUUUGCACGGCCCAAACUAGGUCGCCGUCGCAGCCCGCGACUCGCGCAGCAACAAUCAACGCUACACAGUUUCAAUUUCACACCACCACCCAACGAUGGGGUCGACUUUGAGGAAGCGACCUUUUUCAAGGCCGAUGACUGGAAGGAUAACGACAUGGACACCGAGAACGACAUUUGAUCCUUGUUCGAAUCACUCUGUUUUAUUAGCAGCGCUUUGAUUAUAUCACAACACACUCAUUGAAUACAUCUUGUACAGCACAAAACUGUGCGCCAGCCAGCAUAUCUCGCAUUAGAAAAACGAAGCCUCAUCGUCGGCAUGAACUGCU